Molecule: messenger RNA, 1004 nt
Organism: Xiphias gladius (swordfish)
Lineage: Eukaryota; Metazoa; Chordata; Actinopteri; Istiophoriformes; Xiphiidae
Product: eotaxin-like
Exons: 3
Coding region: 352-786 (144 amino acids)
Biological process (GO): cellular response to interleukin-1; cellular response to type II interferon; lymphocyte chemotaxis
Cellular component (GO): extracellular region
Molecular function (GO): chemokine activity; CCR chemokine receptor binding
Source: RefSeq, a predicted model, not a curated record
UGGUCUGUUUCUCAUCUUUGGCUAGUGGAAUAACUCAUUGCUUCCUUUCCCCUACUGUGUGGCCACAGUUAUUUUACUCCGAGGUGAUGGGUUAGAAGUGAGGUAGGACAGAAGCCCCUUCCGCUUCGUGUUUUAUAAGAGCGAAGAUCAAAAUCUAAAUGAUCAGAAAGAUACUGAGUACUUUGCUAAAUGGAAAAGCCAUGACGCCUGCUGUUUGAGCGAGACUGAUUCUGACAACUACUCAGCCGAGCAACAAGAUUAUUUUCUGUGAGUGAUUCAGAUUGCAAACGUUUGUGCUGAGAGAUACUACACUCAGCCACUGAAGGACAAAGCUACAGUGCAAUUUUCAAGAUGAGAUUCAGCCUGGAGUUAGCCACUCUUCUCUGCUUCGUCACAUGGAUGAGCUUGGUCUAUGCAACCCAUGGACCCGUGGCAAGCUGUUGUCUCAGAUGGUCCAAAACCAGAGUCCGACAUAUAAAAAUUAUGAAUUACACCAUUCAGCCUGAAGGCAUCUGUCCCACCACAGCUGUAGUGUUUCAGACUAAGUCUGGAAAGAGACUUUGCUCUGACCCUAACAGCGAGUGGGCAAAAACAGCCAUUCUGAUGGUGGAGAAGGCGAAAAAAGAGUUGCUACAGAUGGAACAGAAUGAACAGGGAUCAACAAGUGACAUGGAAGCAGCAGUGUCCACUAAAUCAAAAAAAGCACCGCGGAAGAAAGGCAGGAGAAUAAGCCGACGGGGGAAAAAUUACAGGAGGGGGAGGAAGGGGCAGAGAAAACCUGCCUGAGGAAUCACAAGAAAAGUCAAAGUUACCACUGUCAGCAAACUUUACUCUUUCCAAUUGGACUUGUCUUGCUAUAUCACAUUAACAGUAAAUAAACAUGAAACAAAGGAGACUUUUAUAUAUUAUUAUACUGAUGAUUAAAUAUGCAGCAUAUAUACUAAAUAUAUGUUGUCCAUAACUUGUUGUAUAAAUGUGUGUGUAUAACCUUUCCCACUGUCAGU